Seminavis robusta is the source of this 1150-nucleotide messenger RNA. The record is from the annotation of a GenBank genome assembly. NCBI's taxonomy places the organism in Eukaryota, Bacillariophyta, Bacillariophyceae, Naviculales, Naviculaceae.
AUGUUCCAUGGCUGCUUCAAGUGGACAUUUGGAAAUUCUAAAGUGGGCUCGCAUGAAAAUGGUUGUCCAUGGAAUGAAAGGACAUGUCAAAUUGCUGCUGCAAAUGGAGAUUUGGAAAUUCUAAAGUGGGCUCGUGAAAAUGGGUGUCCAUGCAAUGAAGAUACAUGUGAACAUGCUGCUGAAUAUGGACAAUUUGAAGUUUUGAAGUGGUUACAUGAAAAUGGUCGUCCAUGGAAUGCGUCAACAUGUGCCAGUGCUGCUUCAAGUGGCCAUUUAGAAAUUCUGAAGUGGGCUCGUGAAAAUGGUUGUCCAUGGGAUGAAGAAACAUGUGGCUGUGCUGCUCAGGAGGGACAUUUGGAACUUUUGAAGUGGGCUCGUGAAAAUGGUUGUCCAUGGGAUGCAGAUACAUGUGCCAGUGCUGCUCAGGGAGGACAUUUGGAAAUUUUAAAGUGGGCUCGUGAAAAUGGUUGUCCAUGGAGUGCAGCAACAUAUCAAGCUGCCUGCGCGAAUAACGAAAGGGAAGUGUUCCAGUGGCUAUGUGACAAUGGCUGCCCUGGGUCUAACAAUAAUGAAGGGCCUUAAUGUGUACUGCUAGCUCUAGAGUACCCGCACGAUGGACCUAUCAGGCUUUGCUUGGAUCCAAGGCCCGAGACUUGCCACGGGAAGCCACCUGAUGCCACGCCCCGUCAGAUCAACAAACGAAAGAACUCAACGCCCGUAUGAAAACCUUCCGCUACAACAGUUACUACCAGUUGAUGGACCUUGUCCUGACGUGAACGUCCAAACAUAGCGCUGGUGAGCCAAGUCCCAACAUGGUUUGGCCCUCCUGGCUAAGCGAGUGCAUAUUAUCAUGGCCUGGGGGUCCGGCAAGAAAGCACACAUCGAGGCCAGCUCAUACACGACAGUGAGGCUGGUGCCGUCGCCACGUUUCUGUCCAUCUUUGAUUGGUCUCGGUGGUAGACACCGCAGGUACUUGUGAUCCAUCGUUGUAGCCGCUCCAAACUGCCGUUCGCAUUUCUUCGCUGCAGCGAGACAUUCGCUUUGCGGGAAAACCAGCCAUCUUGGGUCGCCAGAUUCCCAGGCUCCACCUGCCAUUGUUUGUGGAUUGAAUAUAAAUAAAACGUGCACAUUCAUUUUCGUUCAUGUACCA